AUGGGGGACAGCAGACCAACAAUUCCUCUCUACAUGCGAGUUCCUGAGCUGGGUGUGUUCAGGGGAACAUUGACAUCACCAGAAUACAAUCAUGUUAUUUUGUUAAACUUUUCCAGGGCCAGAUUCUCCAUUCCAUUAAAUGAAGGGGAUGAUGGAUGUGAAACUGAAAACUUUAGACACCAUAUCCCCAUGCGCACUGCUAGCGGCGAAAUGUCCGAGAUACAGCUAGGUCAAAAGGAACCUGGCUUAGAGUGGCCGCUGUCCGGGGUACCGUUACAGUAA
Messenger RNA from Histoplasma mississippiense, 282 nucleotides. RefSeq lists its product with no specific name. The transcript has 3 exons. Bases 1 to 282 code for a protein of 93 amino acids. The record is from RefSeq and is a predicted model, not a curated record. Lineage: Eukaryota; Fungi; Ascomycota; Eurotiomycetes; Onygenales; Ajellomycetaceae.